AUUUUCAAACUUCAAAGAAUGUCAUGUUCAGAUUUCAUCUUACUUGUUUUUUAAUUUACAAUUAUUUAAACGUAAGAGUUGGGAUCAUUAUGAUCUAGUCGAUCUCAUUGGCUUUUAAAGUUUUCUGAAAUACUUUACAUUUAUAAAAUGGUUUUUUAUCCUUGUACUAGAUACAGAUUAGUUGUAUUGUUAAUGCUUAUUUUAAUUAUGUGGCAAAUUAUGAGGUUAAUACCAACGGAAAAAUCAUCACCACAACUGACCGGGUCUGAUAUAAUCGCAUUGGAAGAUGGUAACUAUAAUAAGCACAAGCAAGACAAAGUCAAAGUGCGUGUGUAUUAUGAAGCGUUAUGUCCAGAUUCCAAACAUUUCUUUAUCAAGCAUUUGUGGCCAGUAACGGAGAAGUUGUCAGAGUUUUUGAAUGUUGCAUUGGUUCCUUAUGGAAAAGCUAGCACGAAGGAAGAAAAUGGUAAAUAUUACUUUAUGUGUCAACAUGGUGAAGAAGAAUGCUAUGCAAAUACAAUACAUUCUUGUUCAAUUGAUAUCUUGGGCAAUAUGACCUUGUCUGUGAAGUUUACUGAAUGCAUGAUCAUGGAUAAUAUGGAUGCAGAUAAGGCUCUGGAAAGGUGUUCUCAGCAAAUGAAUGUUGAUCCUGAACCAAUAAACAGAUGUGCCUCAAGUGAACAUGGGGCAGCAUUACUCAAGAAACAUGGUGAUGAUACGGACAUUAUUAAACCAACUUUUAUACCUACUAUCACAUUAAAUGGUUCCAGAGGUAACCAAGGAGCGAUUUUAAAGAAUUUCCUUUUAGAAGUUUGCAAAUUAAUUGACAUGCCUUUGCCUCCACCCUGUUUAUAACAGAAUGUAAACUUGUGUGAAUCACAAAUGUUACUAGCAUGAAUAUAGCAUAAUAAAGGUCCACGAGGGCAAAUGAUAAGUAAUUAGUUAACUAAACAAUCUUAAUGAUCAGGUGUCUUAACAGAGCGUCUAUUAUGAAUGUUUUCGUAACGUCAUUGACAAAUUUUCUACAAGAGUUUAAUAUAAUUUUUGUUCAUAAUGUUACGAACAUGUUCUCAAGAAAUUUCAUGAUAACCUCUAAGAUGCUCAAAUACAUGCCUAUUUUCCCUUCCACAUGAUUUUUAUUAUCUUAUCGUAUUAUGUAGGUUGAUAUACUUAUCAUGAAUGUUUUUAUCACAAUGAAUUGUAAAUAAACUGUCAUAAAUAAAUUAUGUAACUUUGAAAACUACUAUUGGACUGUUUGUAACUUAUGGGGCUAUUUUUGAGUAUUAAUUUUUUGUUGUAUUUAUUGAUCGGAAAUUAUAAAAUAAGUCACAAAAUACCU
Papilio polytes (common Mormon) is the source of this 1339-nucleotide messenger RNA. Its product is annotated as gamma-interferon-inducible lysosomal thiol reductase-like. The record is from RefSeq and is a predicted model, not a curated record. The transcript is spliced from 4 exons. Lineage: Eukaryota; Metazoa; Arthropoda; Insecta; Lepidoptera; Papilionidae. The coding region runs from base 148 to 855 and encodes 235 amino acids. Gene Ontology annotation, molecular function: oxidoreductase activity, acting on a sulfur group of donors, disulfide as acceptor.